Phodopus roborovskii (desert hamster) is the source of this 1302-nucleotide messenger RNA. Its product is annotated as protein-lysine methyltransferase METTL21E. The transcript has 3 exons. Gene Ontology annotation, biological process: peptidyl-lysine methylation. Gene Ontology annotation, molecular function: protein-lysine N-methyltransferase activity. Lineage: Eukaryota; Metazoa; Chordata; Mammalia; Rodentia; Cricetidae. Gene Ontology annotation, cellular component: cytoplasm; cytosol. Bases 34 to 678 code for a protein of 214 amino acids. The record is from RefSeq and is a predicted model, not a curated record.
GUUGAUGAUGACAGGCAGGUGGUCGCAGAGAUCAUGGCAAGAAGUUUUAUUCCAACUCUGAUAACGACUAUUUCUUGGGAAGGCUUUCACUUUGCUGGUCAUGAGAUCCGGAUUACUGAAGCCAAAGAUUGUUAUGGUGCUGUUGUCUGGCCAUCGGCCCUUGUUCUAUGCUAUUUCCUGGAAACACAUACCAAACAAUAUAACAUGGUUGAUAAAAAUGUGAUUGAAAUUGGAGCUGGGACCGGGCUUGUCUCCAUUGUGGCAAGUUUACUUGGUGCUCGAGUGACUGCUACAGACUUACCUGAAUUACUUGGAAACUUGCAGUAUAAUAUUUCCAGAAAUACCAAAAUGAAAUGCAAGCAUUUGCCUCAGGUUAAAGAACUAUCCUGGGGAGUAGCAUUGGACAGAAACUUUCCCAGGUCUGACAAUAACUUUGACUACAUCCUGGCAGCAGAUGUUGUCUAUGCCCAUCCUUUCCUGGAGGAGCUUCUCAUGACCUUUGACCAUCUCUGCAGAGAAACUACCAUCAUCCUCUGGGCCAUGAGAUUCAGGCUGGACAAAGAAAAUAAAUUUGUAGAUAGAUUUAAGGAACUGUUUGACCUGGAGGAAAUUUCUAGUUACCCUAGCCUGAAUAUUAAGUUGUACAAAGCUAUGAAGAAAAAUCGGAGGAGUGCAUAGUGCAUAUUGUCUGUGAAUUAGGGCAAUGACAUGUAAAGGUAGUUUCUAGUAGAUCAUUACUUUAAAGAACACACACAUACACACACACACACACACACACACACACACACACACACACACACACAAACAUCACUGUAAGAAUAAAAAGUAACUCUAAACUUGCUUAUUAUAGGCAAGGAUUUUUACAUACACACAGUAGCUGCAUCUGUAGGAUUAAAAUAUUUUGUUCCCAAGUCUGUCUGCUCAGCACGAUAACUACAUGGUAACAAACUUUCAGUAACACCAUGCUGUGUCAUCAUUGCAAAACUAAUUUUCAAUAAUGGUAUCUCUAACGUAAUGUUAUUAAUUUUACUUGUUUUUGAGAAUGUAUCUUAGAUUGGCCUUGUACUAGAGAUUUUAUCUCAGCCUCUAGAGUGCUAGCACUCCAGAUGUGUACCACACAUACCCAUCCAUGUUGUUAAUCCUUUUAAAUAUAGGUUUAAAUGUUUAUAUCUUUAGAGAUCAAGAUCAAACUGAUAGUGUUAUUUGAAAAUAAAUCUAAAAAGGCAGAUAGAUGAUGUAAUAAUGAUCAGUGCUAGAUGUCUGUGGUUCUCAGCAGUGGCAACUUAGAGAGGGGUGGGUGUU